UCAUGCUUUUGGGAAGCCCAUUCAUUUGAGCAACUUGGGCUUUGGAUUCCGCAUCUUAUUAGCGAGCGGGGAGUUUUCUCCAUUUUCCUGUUGUAUCCAGCACGGUUUACAAAUCUGGGGGAUUUUUUUUCCUGUCUCUGUGUGUGUGUACAUAGAAUUAUUUUUUUUCGGGGAAUUUGCAAAGGAAGGAAGGAAUAUUUUUCACACCUCCUCUCAAAAUUUUUUUCCGCCAGCCUUCAUCUAAAUUGACACAGAGAGCAAUGGGAGCCCAAUUCUCCAAGACCGCAGCCAAAGGCGAAGCAGCUACCGCCGAGAAGCCCGGAGAAGCGGUGCCAGCGUCCCCAUCCAAGGCAAACGGCCAGGAAAACGGUCAUGUGAAGGUAAAUGGAGAUGCAUCUCCUGCUGCAGCUGAGGCUGGAAAGGAAGAAGUUCAAGUCAAUGGGAGUGCCCCUGCAGAGGAAACUGGCAAGGAGGAAGCUGCUUCAGCUGAAGCAGCUCCAGAGAAAGAGGCGGCUGCAUCCCCUGCUGAAGGGGAGCCUGCAGAACCUGCUUCUCCAGCUGAAGGAGAACCAGCUACUAAAACAGAGGAAGCAGGUUCAACCUCUACCCCUUCUACCAGCAAUGAAACCCCCAAGAAGAAAAAGAAGCGUUUUUCAUUCAAAAAAUCCUUUAAGUUGAGUGGUUUCUCCUUUAAAAAGAACAAGAAGGAGAAUAGUGAAGGAGCAGAGAAUGAGGGUGCUGUUGCUUCCACUGAGGAGGCAAAAGAGGACACUGCUGCAGCUGCUCCAGAGGCUACAAAUAGAGAAGAGGCCAAACCAGCCACAGAGGAGGCCCCUGCAGCCAGUUGCACAGAGGAGAAAAAGGAGGAGCCUGCAGCAGACGCAUCUCCUGAAGUAGUGGAAACCAAAGCAGAAGAGGCUGCACCAGAAAAACCUUCAGUAGAAGAAGCUAAACCUGCUGAGGAGCAGAAGCCUGAGGAAAAGCCAGCAGAGGAGGCCCCAGCCCCAAGUGCUGCUCCUGAAGCCCCAUCCACUGAACCAGAGGCACCCAAAGCCGAAGAGCCAGCAGUUCCUACACAGGAAGCUACAUCUGAAUCUAGUCCAGCAGCAGAUUCAGCAGAGUAAAAUAUGGUAGUUUUGUGAUAAUCAAAGGACUUUUUUUCUCCCCUUGUUUGUUUGUUUGUUGGAGUGGUGCCAGGUACUGGCUUUGGAGAACUUGUCUACAACCAGGGAUUGAUUUAAAGAAUUUUUUUUCUGUCUUUCUCUCCUUACAGAUCCUAUCUCAAAUUGUUUUGUUAUCACCAUUCCAACAGGCCGAGGUCUAAAUCACAUCAUCGGCCUUAUUCCCCCUUUUUUUUUUUUAUUUUGCAUCAGUAUUAAUGUUUUUUGCGUACUUUGCAUCUUUUAUCGAAAAUGUAUACUUUUGUCAGUUUAUGGACAAUUACCCAUACAUGAAGGCGAUGGGUGGAUCUUAAGGGAGUUUAUCAAAUGAAGUGAUAAGUCACAUUGGGAUUCAGGUGGUGCAACAUUGCCAAGAUAUUGUGCCAUGUGGAAUGGGGGUUUGUGUUUGUUCGUUUUUUUUUUUUUUUUUUUUUGUUUGUUUCUUUCAGUUUUCUUUCAUUUGGGCUUUUUUUUUUUUCUUUGAGAAAGUUAUGUAUGUUGUGAGGGGCAGCCUUCUACAAGGUUUACAACACUAAAGGUCUUUACUUAGAUGGCAAGAAAAACGUAAAAUACAAAAACUCAAUACCCAGAUCAUAGUUUUAGUAAUUCAGUUAAACCAUAGGAACUUUUCACUUAUCUCAUGUUAGCUGUAUCAGUCGGUGAUUAAAUAGAAAUACGAGUUGUAUAGGCUUUAUUGUUUAUUGCUGGUUUAUGACCUUAAUAAAAUUGUAAUUAUGUAUUACCAGCAGGGUGUUUUUAACUGUGACUAUUGUAUAAAAGGAAUAUUGAUUAUCCAAAAGCACAUGAAGUUUGCAACUCCUUUCCACCCUGCCCAUUUUUGUAAAACUGCAGUUAUUUUGGACCUUUUAAACACACAUUUUAAACUCAACCAAGCUGUGAUAAGUGGAAUGGUUACUGUUUCUACUGUGGUAUGUUUUUUCUUUUUUUUUUUCCCCCUUUUAUUACAGCAGACAAUGCAUACUUUUCCAGUUGUCUUUAAGAAUUAUGGAAAACUCUUCAGAUGCAAUGGUUUUUUGUGUAGCAUCUUGUCUUUCAUGUUUUGUAAAUACUGGAGAAGCUUUGACCAAUUUGACUUAGAGAUGGAAUGUAACUUUGCUUACAAAAUUGCUAUUAAACUCUUGCUUAAGGUGUUCUAAUUUUCUGUGAGCACACUAAAAGCGAAAAAUAAAUGUGAAUAAAAUGUA
Xenopus laevis (African clawed frog) is the source of this 2365-nucleotide messenger RNA. It is a transcript of the gene marcks.S, whose product is annotated as myristoylated alanine-rich protein kinase C substrate S homeolog. NCBI's taxonomy places the organism in Eukaryota, Metazoa, Chordata, Amphibia, Anura, Pipidae. Bases 261 to 1124 code for a protein of 287 amino acids. The transcript is spliced from 3 exons. Gene Ontology annotation, biological process: central nervous system development; actin filament organization. Gene Ontology annotation, molecular function: actin filament binding; calmodulin binding. The record is from RefSeq and is a predicted model, not a curated record. Gene Ontology annotation, cellular component: membrane; cytoskeleton; cytoplasm.